GAUAUGGCAAAACAACAUCUGUCAUUCAGUGUUGACGUAAUGCGGUGACGUGAAUGACGUUUCGAUUUUGACACUUUUGACAGUAAACAUUUUGCACCGCGGCGCGUCUGCAGUCGAGUCGAUUUGCUCAUCGACUACGUUUACGUUUAAUAUGUGGAAUUUAUAACAAUAAUAUCGUAUAAUCCGCUUUGGACAACGAGCUACCGAACGUGGCAGCAGAUCACUCGCAUUCCGUGACAAUAAAAUGCAUUUGUUCAAUCUCAAGAUUAUCAAGAAGCAAUACUUAGCGCUCGGGAUGUUGAUUUUCGUAGUAUUAUUUUUGUUUAAUUCUAAACCCGCGUUCCAGUGUCAGUUAACCCCGGAAACAGCGGCCUACUUGCCGACAAUAUACGGGAUCACGCCAACGUACGCAAGAUUGGCGCAGAAGGCUGACCUGACAAGGUUAUCUCAAACUCUGAUGUUAGUGAAGAAUUUUCAUUGGAUCGUCAUAGAGGACUCUGAUACAAAGACCAAGCUAGUGGAAAAUUUGCUCAAGGAAUCAAACUUAAAGUAUACACAUCUCAAUGUGAAGACUGAAAAGCCUAAAGGAUCUUCGAACCACGGUAAUGGCAGUACGGUUAUGAAUCCCAAUUUAUGUUUAUUGAAGAAUAAAAGGCUCAACAUAAGUUCGUUAUGCGCAAGUGGCGUGGAGCAGCGAAAUAAGGCUUUGGAUUGGCUGCGGGCGCACCUGAGGUCUCCAGAAGGGACCUCGGGCGUCGUGUUCUUCAUGGAUGACGACAACACAUACUCUCUGAAGGUCUUCGAUGAGAUGCGAAAGAUCAAGAAAGUAGGUGUCUGGCCGGUGGGCAUAGUCGGGGGCAUGCGUGUAGAGAUGCCACUGGUUACGGACGGCAAGGUGUCCGGUUACAACGCCGUCUGGAAACCGUAUCGGCCGUUCCCCAUCGAUAUGGCAGGUUUUGCCGUCAACGCGACUCUUUUCCUGGACUUUCCUGAGGCGAAGUUUUCCAGGAAAGUGCAGUCUGGUUUCCAGGAGAGUGAAAUACUUAAAUACGUCGUAACCCAACAGGAGCUAGAGCCACUAGCCGACAACUGCACCAAGGUAUAUGUAUGGCACACACGAACCCAGAAACCAGCCAUACUCAACCCGAAAAAACUCAAAAAACCUCUGGUCCCUGACGACCAUAUCGAGGUUUGAAAUGUUUCCGGUAAACAUCAUAUCGGUUUUACGCUGAGCGUUGAACGCUUGUUUUCAGAAUCCCAAGGGAUUUCGACUAAUUUUUAAAAUGAGCUGUGCUCCUUCCAUAUGUAAAACAUUUCCUGAUAAAAAACAAUGUACGUAUCGAAUUCAGUAUAAUACCAGCCAAAUAUUGACUACAACCCUACAAAUUAGCAGUUAUUAUCACUAAAGCGAUCUCAUUUCACAAUUUCUAAAUUUAGGCAGGCAGUCUCAUGCACUACUAAUUUAAAUUUCGGGAGGUAAAUGAGUCAUUUAUGACCUAAUGCUACACAAUUUAUCAAAAUACUUGAUGUCACGUUUGAUUGAAAAUUCGUCGAUUCGUGAAUUGUCACCCACUCCAAGGGUAAAUAUUGGCCUAUUUUGAUUCCGUGUCGGCGUUUUAGAAAAAGUUGCUACUGUGACCUUUUUAUGUCCAAUGUUUCGGCUUACACGUACCUAGUUUGGGUAUACGAUAUAUAAUGCAUUAUCAAUAAAGUAAGUCGAGUUAAACUGCACUUAUCAGUGCAUUGUAUUGCUAGGUGUUGGGAUAUGCAAUUAUGCAUUUUAAUAUUAAUUGUUGGAUAUUCGUCAUUAAUCAACGUAAGUACGUGGUUUCAAAACGUACCUAAGCUAUUACAUGUUUCUUAACAAGUUUAACAACAGGUAUCUUUCCACAAGAAUUCCAUAAGUAUUAAGUAGAAGAAACAAAAUGUGUUGCGAAAUAAAUGCGAUCGAGUUGAAACUUAGUGUGACUUUAAGUGGGUAACGAAUAUAUAAGAGCUCCCUAAACUAGUUCUCUUUGAGUUUGAACUUGGUACCUAAUUAACAUCAAUGUAGGUAUGUAACUUGGAUUUGGAUAUGAACUAUGAUAAUAUUAAUCUUAAACUUAUAUUCUUUUAAUUGAAAAUAGUAUUUCUCAACUUUCUUCUAGUUCAGUUUUAAACAUAAGUCGCGCAAAAAUAUUUGUAAACUAAAUUGUAAUAAAAACCAUUUCAGUAAUUUUAACUUAGAUGUUUUGAAGUAAUCUUGUUAGAACAGUUGUACGUAAUUAAAUUAAUUGGAAACUAUCCUCAAGGAUAAACAAAUGUUUCGUGCAUCAGUAAAAAUACUCAAUAGGUAUUAUAUGACUACUGUAAUGUAUGUACUAACUUAAUUUUACUAUCGUUAGACAUCUAAUUUGUAAAAGUAACCACAAAUAGAUCAAAGUCACAAUAACCCCAUUAUUGAAUAGGUGUACACUGUACAGUGUUGAUAUAGAACAAAUUAUUCCAUUUCCUCUCAAUGUUUUCAGUAUUAAUAUAUUAUAAUAUCACUCGGCUGUACUAUGUAUAAUAUAAUAUAUAUUUAGUCUUUUACGUUAGAAAAGCUAGCGAUUAUAUAAGAAUGUAGCCAAUUAUAUGUAUAUUUUAUGAAGCGGCUAAAUCUAAUGCGACGUAAGUUGCUCGUUCGUUCUAGUUUACCUAUUUUACGUUAAACCUGCAAUAUUUUAUUGUUCUUACUUUUUAAUAUGUGUGUGUAUUGUGUGGAUGAGAUGAUAAUUGUGUUAGAAUUGUAGCUAAGUAAAUUUAUUUACAUAAUAAAUUCUAUAUUUAUUAACUUAGUAUGUAUUUUAUAAUAUUCAUCUAUCAUUUAACACUGUAAACUUUAAUUUAUAUUGAUUUAAUUUACAUGUUUUGAUGUAAUAUCUAAUUUUACAAAGACUACCAACCAUGUAUAAGUUUAAGAACGCACAAUCAUAUAUUAUUAUUCUUUUACUCAUAAAAUAUUAUAGGUACCUAAUAAUAUUGUAGUACCAACACUCCAGAAGUUAGCUUACCUGCCAUAUACCUUUUACUUUCAAGCUUAGAGUGGCCAGCGAAUCGUGUCACAAGCUAUUUUUUUAAAUUCUUUAUAUGGCAACUUUUUUCCUAUCAAAUAAUCUGUCAGUUUCCAGCUAUCAUUUAAUUUCAUAGUAAUUUUAUUGCCAGGUGCGGUUUUUAUUGAAAUUCCCGCGUUUUUUUUUUGUGCCACGAUACGCUGGCCAGACUCUUAUAUUUUUUAUUUUAUCUGAUGUGUAAUAAAAUAAAAGUCAGUUUUUGCUAGUGCAAUAUCGCCAUAUCACAUCCUCAUAUCAGUUUGUAUUUUGUAUAAUAUGAGUACAUACAUAACAAGUAUGGCCAUCAUUUUAAUUGAGGAUGUGAUGCUAAUUAAACUAUUUAUGUGAACAUUAAUUGAUUUUACUAGUUUUACUUAGUGAAACUUAUUUGUCUAUUUUGAACGAUAUUUACAAACUUAAAAUAGACAAGUAGAGAUAUUAUCACUUUUCCAGCUUUAUUGUUUACCUACUUACUCUAUUUCUUAGUCACGCUAUAUAACUUAGUGAAAUAUUUGACUUAUUACAAUAUAAUCAGGCCUAUUAAGAUAAAUUAAUCUUCGUAAGGUAUUUAUUAUCAUUAGUAAUAAUGGUAAUCAUAAUAUAUUGAACUUAUUUUUAUUUAAGUGUAAUUACCUACUAGUCUUUAAUACAUAUCUUUUGUACUUUAUCGAUAUACUCGUAUAUCAAAAAUUAUCUUGUUUGGCAUCGACUUUCUAUUAUUUAUUUAAAUUGUUUCCAAACCAAAAUAUUGUGUCAACUAUGAAUACCUUGCUGAUUAUAUCAACACUGCGAAAUAAUAAGAAACAAGUAGUUAAUAAUUCCAAAGGCAUGCCAUUUUUUUUAAAGAUCGGCAAGGGUGACGGGUCUUUUUUUUUCGGUCUGCAGCGAACUAAAUCAUCAAUUAAUAUCUGCCAUUUUCCUGGAUUGUUAACCUAUUAGCUCCAUCAUACUGAAAUUUCCAUAAUUGAGAACUAAAAGCAUAAUAUUAUCAUAAGUUUUACUGAAGUGCUCAACUGAUCAAUAUGGUCUACUUUUUAAACUUAGUACGUAAUUACUGAAUUAUAUUGUACUUAUAAUUAGAAUAGUUUUAAGAACAACUAUUGUAAAGUAAUUUAAAGAGCUAUUUUGCACACAUCAUUUAGUUAAAUUUUACUGUGCUGCAGUGUCGAGACAUAUUUUUCUUAUUGUGCAGUAUAUUUAUUAUAAUAGGUAUAUUGACAAUAAUAAAAUGUUCAAAUGUGCUGCAAUGUAAAAUCAACAUUGCUUCUGUUAUAUUAUAAUUUAUAAAUCAUAGCAACGAAACUUAUUUUAUUGUCAAAUAGUAAGUAACGUGGAUUUGUCAUUUAGUAAGAUCUUUGGUACAUAGCAAUAUAUAGUUGGUCAAGCAGAUCUUGUCAGUAGAAAAAGGCGGCAAAUUUGAAAAAUGUAGGCGCGAAGGGAUAUCGUCUCAUAGAAAAUUUGAAUUUCGCGCCUUUUUCUACUGACAAGAUUUGCUUAACCAUCUAUAGCUAGGUAAUAGUGUUGUGGAUGUCAAUACUUUUUUUUAAUAACACUGCAGUAACUUCAGGUAUUUGUCUUUCGCUUACGGCUGUAUUCAGAUCCACAAUUUUAGUUUCAGGGUUCUUUAGUAUUAAUUUUCUAAUGAAACUAUGUUAGUAUUACUCAUACGAGGCAGGCAAAAAGUACGGCUUACUCUAAAUAAUGUUAUUUGAGGAGCACGUAAUUCAUAAAUAACCAACAUAUCCACGGGGUAAAUAAAUUUGACUUUUUGGUCGAAAUAGAUUUGUUUAAAAUUACAUGUACCGUCAUUACAUAUUUAUAUGGCUCCAGAGCAAAAGGUGCCACUUUAUUGGCUGUCAGUAAUGAGCUCUUUGCAUAUAAGUGCAUUUAGAAAUUGGCUUAAUUGACGAGCGACAAAGGAUACUUUUGCUGUGCACUCUGCACUGUCACAAAAUAUAGUCUUAUUCUACAUUACUAAGUAGGUGUAUAAAAGUAUAUUAAGGUAUUAUUUAAGUCGUGACAUAAUUUAAGUAUAAAACUAUGCUCGAACUUAUUUUACACAGAUUUAUGAAUACUUUUCUUAGUUAUGUUAUGUUCUAUUUUAUUUAUUUCCUUUGGGUGGAGUUUAGUAAUACCUACAUAUUUUAUUGUAGCUGAUUAUGUGAUAGCUCAUAGUAUUUAUAAUUUUGUAAAUUCCUUACAUCAUGUAUCAUGAUUAGUCUGGAAAUAAAUAAUUCCAACGUA
Molecule: messenger RNA, 5315 nt
Organism: Cydia splendana
Lineage: Eukaryota; Metazoa; Arthropoda; Insecta; Lepidoptera; Tortricidae
Gene: GlcAT-I
Product: galactosylgalactosylxylosylprotein 3-beta-glucuronosyltransferase 3-like
Exons: 7
Coding region: 245-1195 (316 amino acids)
Biological process (GO): carbohydrate metabolic process; chondroitin sulfate proteoglycan biosynthetic process
Cellular component (GO): Golgi membrane
Molecular function (GO): galactosylgalactosylxylosylprotein 3-beta-glucuronosyltransferase activity
Source: RefSeq, a predicted model, not a curated record